Messenger RNA from Argiope bruennichi, 4520 nucleotides. Its product is annotated as tyrosine-protein kinase transmembrane receptor Ror2-like. Gene Ontology annotation, molecular function: transmembrane receptor protein tyrosine kinase activity; ATP binding; protein binding. Lineage: Eukaryota; Metazoa; Arthropoda; Arachnida; Araneae; Araneidae. The transcript is spliced from 9 exons. The record is from RefSeq and is a predicted model, not a curated record. The coding region runs from base 344 to 3160 and encodes 938 amino acids. Gene Ontology annotation, biological process: positive regulation of kinase activity; cell surface receptor protein tyrosine kinase signaling pathway; protein phosphorylation. Gene Ontology annotation, cellular component: signaling receptor complex.
GCGGCGCAGACGCACUAGCCACCCGCAAGCAAAGCAAUAAUAUUACCGUAUCGAAGCGUCUGCUACGAUAGAAAGUCCACUGAUCCGAUGGGUUAGCGAACACUGACUUCCGUACCUUCGAAUGUGUGCACAGAAGUUGCAGUUGUAGCACUUAUUCCGCAAACACAACAUUCUUAAUACUUGCACGUGCUUCGGCUUGAGGAUGCAUGUCGGCAGCGAAUCGAAAGUGAAACAUUGUUUUUGACGUAUGGUAGAGGCAUGAAUGUAUUCGAACGAAAUUCUGAUUCAUAAAAGCGAAGCCGGCGUCUCUGAAUGGUGAGGCGCCCUGUAGUAAUCCGACAACAUGCAUAGCCUAUGGAAGUGGUUGUUUUGUGUGCAAACUGUCUGUCAGUUUCUUCAUGUUUACGCCGUGGCUGAUUUGAAUGGAGGUAAACCCGUGAUAUUGGAAAGUCCGAGAAACGCCACUGUACUGUCCGGCUCUAGUGUCCUGUUUCGUUGCGCUGUGAGUGGUGAUCCCGAGCCUGCUGUGUCGUGGCAAAAGAACGGUCGCAGCUUGCACUACGCUGGACAUGCCAAUUACAGAGUUCUGGAAUCAGGGGAUUUGAAACUGGACAAUGUCGGGCUUGCAGAUGAUGGCCUUUAUCAUUGCAUCGCUCGGAAUGUCAAAGGGAUGGACUACUCGCCGCAAGCUAGGUUACGUGUGGAAGAACCAGCAAAACUGAAAGGCGGUAGGAGUAUCUACAACGUUAGUUGGGGCUCCAGUGUUCGACUAGAAUGUUCAGCUCAGGGUGAACCUCCACCUGUUAUUACAUGGUUUCAGGAUGGUGAACCGUUGGAUGCCUACGCGUUAAACGACCCUGUUUACACGCAUUCAGAGCUGUAUCUCAAUGCAACGAGAACGACCAGUUUUACGUGCAAAGCAACCAACUCACUGAUUAGUCUCAAUUCAUCUUUAGUGACGGAUAGUAAGCAAUUCCAACUGUAUGUCAUGCCAAAGGAUGAAGAGGACGAUUGGGAGGAAGAAAUGCCUCCGGACAUCCCCGGCUCCGAAGAGGAAGAUUUCGACGAAGAAGAACCCGUGAUCGAAAACGAAAUCGUGGAAGAAGAGGAGGACAACAGCAGGCGUUGGGACGAGAAGAGGCCGCCCGAGGACCCCUUGGGGAGUGGGGUAGAAAAGCCCAAAGAAGAAAGUCCGAUCAUAGGGAACGAAGUGACCGUCGGCUAUUGUGCGCCGUACACAGGGCAGAUCUGCAGAAGGUACCUGAACGGUUCGGGACAUGUUUACUACAACUUUACGAGCGAAAAUCACCCGAUCCCUCUCAAUGAGCAGAUUACCGCUGAGUUGUGGAGUGAACUCAUUUCGUCACUUCUCGAACCUUGCAGAAGUGCUGCCGAAGUGGUUCUCUGUUCCUAUGCCUUCCCUAAAUGUGAAUGGAUGGACGGCGUAGCCCGAUUGAAACCCCUGUGCCGUGAGGAUUGCAUCGCCAUCAAGGAGCUCUUCUGCUACAACGAGUGGGCGCUGGUCGAAGAUAACAAGCAAAGGGGCAUAUUCUUCAAAUCCAGGGGGCACUUCAGACUGCCCGAUUGCAACACCCUGCCUCCGCUGUCCAAGACGGGGAAGGAGACCUGCUCCAAUGCGCACCUCACCGAUAUGAGGGAGGAUGAGAUAACAACUGACUGCAUUCGAGCUCGAGGACGCUUCUACCAAGGCACAAUGAAUGUAACUAAAACUGGUAUUGCUUGCCAGCGAUGGGAUGUACAGGAGCCUCACCACCACAACCGCCCUCCGAAGGUCUUUCCGGAAGUGCUCAAUUCCGAAAACUACUGCCGGAACGCUGGCGGUGAGGAACCAGUCCCCUGGUGCUACACUAUGGAUCCCAGGGUCCGAUGGCAGCACUGCGACAUCCCCCUCUGUGAUAACAGCAGCCAGAUUUCUCAGCCGGACAAUGACAUCAUUGACAUAUUCGAACCCCCAUCCGAACCUCUCUUCACCCCAACUUUCAUCUUAAUGACCUGUUCAUUGAGCCUGGCCGCUGUGGUCAUCCUUCUGGCCAUUGUUCUCGGACUCAGGCGAAUCCGACAGAAGUCCGGAAUAAUGUCCCCUACUCCUGGUGGCUACAUUUCUCCCAAUGAGCGUCCCCCUCAUCUAGGUAGUAACAGCGAUGAUCCCGAUGUAGAAAUAGACCUGGACAAACUUCCUUCGAAUGUCUCAUAUCACCGAACACAGGCCAAACUCCACCCUAAAUUGGAAAAACUAGAAUACCCACGGAAUGACAUCAUCUACAUCAGAGACAUAGGCCAGGGUGCUUUUGGUCGUGUUUUCCAAGCGAAAGCGCCUGGAUUGGUAAAAGGCGAAGAUUUCACAAUGAUUGCCGUCAAAAUGCUGAAAGACGAAGCCUCGGACGACCUUCAGAGUGACUUCGAACGGGAAGCCUGCCUCAUGGCCGAAUUCGACCACCCCAAUAUCGUCAAAUUACUCGGAGUGUGUGCUAUCGGUAAGCCCAUGUGCCUUCUUUUCGAAUUCAUGGGCAAAGGCGACCUGAACGAGUUCCUGAGGUCCUGUUCACCUACAAACUACAUCAUGACAACUGGAAAUGGCAAUCUGUUUAGUGAUGUGCGUCUCACUCAUCUAGACCUGACAAACAUCGCCAAACAGGUGGCGGCUGGAAUGGUAUAUCUUUCCGAACGGAAAUUCGUGCAUCGUGACCUUGCCACCAGAAAUUGCCUUGUCGCCGAGGACAUGACGGUCAAGAUCUCCGAUUUUGGUCUAUCGCAGAAAAUUUAUGCGGCCAACUACUAUAAAGGAAAGGAAGACGACGCCAUUCCCAUACGAUGGAUGCCGCUGGAAUCUAUUCUGUACAAUAAGUUUAUUGUGGAAUCGGAUGUCUGGGCAUUUGGCGUCGUUCUUUGGGAGAUCUUCACUUUCGCUCUCCAGCCUUACUACGGGAUGACUCACGAAGAGGUCGUCAAGUAUGUUCAGGAGGGAAACAUCUUGAAGCGUCCGGACGAUUGUCCGGCUGCAAUUUACGACCUCAUGAAGGCCUGCUGGAACAGGAAGCCAGCUGCUAGGCCGCCUUUUAAAACUAUUCACAAAACUCUGUCUCACAUAUAUAAUGAUCUCCUUAAAAGACAAAGCAAAGACCAAAGAACUCACGUCUGACCAUCAGGUGGGGAAGAUGUCUGUUGGACCAAAGAAACUGCUGGCGAACAAUAGUUUGGAUGAGAAAAACUUUUUAGUUCCUUUUUAAGUUAAUUUAAUGGCGAUGUCUAAAAAUUUUUCCGAAGGCAAAUUUUAUAUUUAGAAUGCAAUAUUAAGAAUCUUAAUAUCAUUUAGUUAUUUUAACAAACAGAUCACAGAAAUGCAUUUGCAAGUGAAAAUAGUGGCUUGGACUAAGUAUAAUGUCAACAACAUCGUACCAAAGAGGCUAGUCUUCAUGAUUUUUCAUUUUGCCUUUUUCACUACUGCUCGAGAUUUCUGAGAUUAUGUCGUUGUGAUCGUAAAUUAAUUUUUUUAAAUAUUUAAAAAGAUCUUUUCAUUUUUCUGUAAUCAUCAUAUGUGUAAAUAUAACAUUUUCAUUUUCCAGGCUGUAAUUUGAAUUUCAGUUUCAUCAUCGUUCUGAGAAUGAAAUUGUGAUCAUUUUUUCUGGACAAUCAUUUUGUGAUUUGAUUUGCAAAACUUAAUUUUUUUUAGCUCUCUUAUUGGAUAUUGAAAUAUAUUUGAAAGAAUCAGCCUGGAAACUUUAUGUAUGAAUUUGUAUAUAUCUAUAUAAUAUAUGUUUUAAGAGUUUAUAUUUUAUCGUGGUGUGUUUAUGUAAAUUAUGCCUUGUUGUUUUAAGGACUUUAAAAUAAGUGCGAUAAAAAAUGAAUCAUAAUGUUUAUACUUGACAUUCCAAUCCGGUAAUAUCAAUGAAUGUUUUAAUAUUAUUAUAUAUGCUUAUAUUUGCCACUGAAGAAAAAGGUAUUUGAAAAAGUAAUUUGACAUUGUUUUUCUUAAAAUGUUUUGAUUUCUAUAACUUUUUUUCCCUGCUUGCUGAUUGAUUGUUUCAAAUGCUGUCACAUAAUCUAAAUUUGUUAUUUUAAAAUGAAUUCUAUCUUACUGGCAUGUGUCUUAAAAUAAAAUUUCAGUGAUAUUAUUAAAUGGAAUAACUUACAUUUUUGAAUUUGUAUCCAUCUCCAUGGGCUGAAGCAAAUCUAAAUCUUCCUUCUCUAAUGUAAAUAUUGAUACCAAAGAAUCUCUCGGAUCAUUCCAAUAUUUCUUGAACCAUUCCAUCCUUUGUUUUGCGACCCCUCUUCAAGUGCCAUAUAUUUUGAUACAUUGUGACGACAUAUCAUGGAGAAAAUCGCCCUCUGCACUUUUUUUUUUUCGCCCCAACUUCUAGAUGGAUGCGCACAUUCGUUCUUCCGAAACAAACUCGCGGCCUCCUCUGCUGGUUUUCUCAGAAUCUUUAUUUUAUCCAAUCAGCUGUAGAAGAGGCCUCUUUUUUAUAUAAAUGGCUCAAUAAAUACUUAUUUGGAAUCAA